Molecule: messenger RNA, 1400 nt
Organism: Symsagittifera roscoffensis
Lineage: Eukaryota; Metazoa; Xenacoelomorpha; Acoela; Convolutidae
Exons: 3
Coding region: 119-1279 (386 amino acids)
Biological process (GO): G protein-coupled receptor signaling pathway
Cellular component (GO): membrane
Molecular function (GO): G protein-coupled receptor activity
Source: RefSeq, a predicted model, not a curated record
CAGCAAAUUGCCUCUUUUGGCAUUUUUUGUUUUGAGAAUUUUCGUUUCUCGAAAUAUAUCUGCGUUUUAGUUGCCCUCAAGGCUCGUAUUUCAGGAACACCGGGUUGCCAAAAAGAAAAUGAACGUCUCAGAAGCAGAAACUGCUGAAAUGGUUGACUACAACUUGGACAUUCAACACUAUUUUCAGAAAAGUACAAUGGAAAAGUUUGACUGGGAUGGCGUUGCUUAUUACCUCUACAUAGCAGUUUUUGUCCUGGCACUUCUUGGAAUCGGUCUGAAUUGUCUCUGCUUCAGAACUUGUUUGUUUCUGACCAGGGCGAAUUCUACCGCUUCGAUUCUGAUGCGAUAUUUGGCUGCUUGGGACUCGGUGGCGCUUAUGCACAAUCUAUUGGAUCACGGGUUGAAUCGACUUCUGGGGACCGGCUGGAUUUGCAAAAGUGCAAUCAUUUUCAAGAUGUUUGCAGCAUCCUACCUGACAAUUCAGCUGACAACAAUCUAUCACAUACUUGCGCUAGCUCUAGAUCGCGUUGUCGCAAUCAAAAUUCCGAUUUGGCACCGAAACAUUCUGGCUGCAAACUCACUCAAAACCGUCCGGAUCACGACAAUCACUAUUUUCAUCUUCUGUUUUCUCUGCUCGGCGCCAAGAUUCUUCUUCUUCGUGAAGCAUCCCGACGGUGCAUGCGGCGUCUCGGAAAGCCGAAUGAACUCGGCUAUUUUGAAGUAUCUUGUCGGCUUCUCGACGUUUGGGUCAAUUCUUCUAACUCCGCAUGUUUUUUACAUAAUUGCGAAUACUAUCUUCGUGAGAUUGUUAAAACGACGACAAAAAACAAAGGAAAUAGCCGCAUCGGCGACGACAACAACGACAAUAACCGGUACAACGAAAACGAAUGCGGUGUUCUCGCGGAACGUGACCGAAGCUGACAUGACUAAGAACGAUAACAACAACCGAAAACAACAAAAUCAUCGAAGUUACGUAAUAAUGUUGUUCAUGCUUACGUUUGGCUGUUCUGUGGCGGCAGGAGCUGCAGGUGCCAUCAACAUCCUAACUUUCGCAAUCGGAGAGAAAACGGAAGCUGAAAUGCUAAGUUUCGACAUUGGUCGAACUGGCUUCGCAAGAUUCGCUUGGAGCUUGGUUGAUAUCUUGGGAGUUCUGAAGAAUUCGAUGAAUUUCAUAUUCUACAUGCUGAGUGGCGACGAGUUUCGUAAGGCAUUCAGAAAGGCUCUGGGCUUAGGCGGCCAAGAAAGUAACUCGUCAAAAAUCACUUCAGGAAAGAAGUGAAAGUUGAAAUGAGUUAAAUUUACAGCAGCGGAUUUUAGUAUGCGGGAAAAUUUCUUAUAGAGAAAGUCGACUCAUUCGCUACUAAAAUCAUAUAGCGUUUGCUUCUGUUAUGAGCCGCAGU